Lucilia sericata (common green bottle fly) is the source of this 965-nucleotide messenger RNA. RefSeq lists its product as uncharacterized. The coding region runs from base 633 to 839 and encodes 68 amino acids. The transcript has 3 exons. The record is from RefSeq and is a predicted model, not a curated record. Lineage: Eukaryota; Metazoa; Arthropoda; Insecta; Diptera; Calliphoridae.
CUAGAAGACAAAUCAACAUUGAAUAGUUUUUAAUCGAUGAUAACUAAAGGAAUCAAGACGCCAAAAUGGCGGGCAUAUUUAAUGAAAUCAACUAUUAUCCUGUAAACAGUAUUGUAGACAACAGCAAUAGAUUUGAUAGCAUUAGCGGCAACAACACAACGAAUAAAUAAUAAAUGUUAAAGAAUUUGUAUACGAUUUAUAAGUUAAAACCAAAAAAGGAAAUUUCUAUACAUACAAAUUUAAAAAGAUUAAAGCAAAAUCAUUAAAAACAAACUUCUGCAUAUAUAAGCUAAACUAUAUUUUACUAAAUAAAACUUAAAAAAAAGCAAACACAAGGUGAAAUGGAUUUUAUGCUUUUUUAGUGAUUAACAAAGAAACGAAGAAGAAGAACUUUUAAAUUUUCCUUUGUGCAGAAACGGAAGGACCAAAUUACAAAAAGACGUAAAAAAUUGUUAAAGCUUUUUUGCUAAUGAUUCUCAUUAUAUUUUACUUCAAUAUUAUUUUGUUCGGUUUUACAAAAUAAUUCCUGACCAAAGGAUAAAGUUUUCUUUCCACAAAAGUUAUUACAGUAUUCUACGAAAGAAAAAAAAAAUCAUACAUAAUAUUAAAUAAAAACCGCAACAUCCACAAAAAUGCCAGCUGGACGUGUUGCCGGAAAAGCUGGUUAUUCCACCAACUAUUAUAAUGAUGGACGUUCAUAUGUUGGCAUCAAUGAAGAGAUUAUGUGGGUCAGCAUUGGCAUGGGCAUUACCAUUGCCGUAUUGAUAACCAUAGCCCUCUGUUAUAUAGCACGUGAAAAAUGCCAAAAACGUCAAAGGGAAUAUUAUGUGACAGCAUAGCUGGCUUCAAUAUCUGUCAAACCAAACAACUUGGACUUGUCAGCGUUGGCCACAAUAACCAACGGCAGCAGCACUAUAAUCAAGUCAGCACUAAGAGCUGAACAGAAUAGAACAACCACAACAGGA